Malassezia sympodialis ATCC 42132 is the source of this 1446-nucleotide messenger RNA. RefSeq lists its product as uncharacterized. The record is from RefSeq and is a predicted model, not a curated record. Gene Ontology annotation, biological process: tRNA pseudouridine synthesis; mRNA pseudouridine synthesis. Lineage: Eukaryota; Fungi; Basidiomycota; Malasseziomycetes; Malasseziales; Malasseziaceae. Gene Ontology annotation, cellular component: nucleus. The transcript is spliced from 2 exons. Bases 1 to 1446 code for a protein of 481 amino acids. Gene Ontology annotation, molecular function: pseudouridine synthase activity; RNA binding.
AUGGUGAGGGUACAGGGCGCCUGGCGGUACGUGCACGUAGCUGACCGGCAGAAGCGCAAGGUGGCCAUCUUCUUUGGGUACUGUGGCUCCGAGUACUCGGGCCUGCAAGUGAAUCCGGGUGUGAAAACCAUUGAGGGAGACAUUUUCGAUGCCUUUUGCCGCGCUGGUGCCGUAUCCAAGGACAAUGCGGUCAACCCGAACAAGGUGCAGUUGCAGCGCGCCGCCCGCACCGACCGUGGUGUGCACGCGGCCGGCAACCUGCUCACACUCAAGCUGAUCCUAGAGCCGCCUCACCUGCCGGCGCAGCAGACGCUCACGGAAUAUGUGAAUACGCUGCUGCCGCCCCAGAUCCGCAUCUGGGGUAUGCGCCGCGUGCAAAGCGCGUUCAAUGCGCGCACGAGCUGUGAUUCGCGCCUUUACGAAUACCUGCUUCCCACAUACGUGUUUAUUCCGCCCAAGCCGUUCAGUUCCAUGUGGAAGAUGCUGCGCCGCCUGAAUACGGGCGAAGAGGAGGCGCCGAUGAAAGAGGACGGUUCCCCGGUGGCGCCCUGGGAGGAUGAGGCGCUUAGGGACAAUACUGUGCUGAACCAUCCAUUCUGGCAGGCCCACGGUACGAGUGGCGACUUUGCACAGGACAUGCUGGGCAAGCGGCAGUGGCGCAUAGACAGGCCGGCCCUGGAGCGAGUGCGCCGCGUGUUCGACGAGUACACGGGAUCCCACAACUUCCACAAUUACACCGUCGGCAAAGAAUUUCGCGAUCGCAGUGCGCACCGCGUGAUGAAGAAGCUGACGAUCUCGGAUCCGCGCAUGAUCCACGGUACCGAGUGGGUCUCGGUCCAGUUCCACGGCCAGUCGUUCAUGCUGCAUCAGAUCCGCAAGAUGAUCGGUCUGCUCGUGCUGAUCGGCCGCACAAAUGCGCCCGUCUCGCUCGUUGCGCAGACGUACGGCCCAGCACGCAUCCACGUGCCCAAGGCCCCAGGCUUGGGCCUGCUCCUCGUCGAGCCGUUCUUUGGCGGCUACAAUCAGAAGGUGACGAACAACAACGAGCGUAUUGACCGCGUGAUUGCGCAGCGGCAAGCGUCGUCCAAGCCCCUCCCGCCUGAUGCUGAGAGCGGAAGGCGCGAGCAUGUUGACUACCAGGCGUUCCAAGAUAAGAUGGACACGUUCAAGCAGACGUUCAUUUACGACCAGAUCUACAAAACCGAGGAGGAGACGGCCGAGUUUGCCAAGUGGCUCAACUACCUGGACGUUUUUGUCGGCCCUGACUUUGAGUUCCUCAACCCCUCAGGCACGAUCCCGACGUCGGCGAUUCUCAAGGUCGGCGAGCAGCGCCGGGCGCCGGGCGGCCAGCCCAAGGCGCCUAGCACCGAUACAAACGAGGCGCAAGGCGAGGCACUGCACAGCGAUGAAGAAGGCGAGACACAGGGCGCAGACGAUGAUGCAUGA